Molecule: messenger RNA, 1899 nt
Organism: Hemicordylus capensis (graceful crag lizard)
Lineage: Eukaryota; Metazoa; Chordata; Lepidosauria; Squamata; Cordylidae
Gene: GOLM1
Product: golgi membrane protein 1
Exons: 10
Coding region: 573-1853 (426 amino acids)
Cellular component (GO): Golgi apparatus
Source: RefSeq, a predicted model, not a curated record
CUGUCUUCCUAGAGAGAGAAGACUGAAGGACGAGGGAAGAGGCAGGUGUGCACCGAAGCGAUCCCCCACCUUCCGGGUGGACAGUGAACCUCCCCCCGUUGCCGCUCUGGCAGACCUACUCCGACGGAGGUGCUGCUCCUGCUCCGCCUCCUCCUCCGCAGCGGCGAGAGGGGGAGCUGCUCUCUGCAACCUGCCUAGCAUCACUUGGCGGCUCUUCCCCGCCGCGGCUUUCUCCUCCUUCCUUGCAGCCUCUCGCCUGCACUUCCUGCUCUGCCCGCAGUGCCUCCUGCAGCAGAAGCAAGAGUUGAGGUGCCAGCUCCUCUGGCUUUCCUCCUGCCGGCGGCGUCUGAUUUUCCAGCAGCCGUAGCUUCACGCCUCUCCCCCCAGGCAGCUGCUGAAGGAGGGCGGGGAGGUUUUGAAAGGCGCCGGGAGAAGACACCAAGGGAAGCGUCCUCGCCGCCUUUACUCCUUCUGGCGUGGUCGUGGGCUGAACUGCCGAGGGAGAGAGCGGGCCUUGCAGCUGAGGGAGAGAGGCUGCCAGGGGCCAGGAAGAGAUCUGUAUCUUCUUUGAGAUGGUGGGACUGGGAAACGGCCGUCGUGGGAUGAAGUCUCCUCCGCUUCUGGUAGCAGCACUUGUGGCUUGUAUAAUUGUUCUGGGCUUCAAUUACUGGAUUGCAAGUUCCCGCAGUGUUGAUUUACAGAGUCGUAUAAUGGAACUAGAAGGCAGAGUCCGCAGGGCAGCAGCAGAAAGAGGUGCUGUAGAACUAAAGAAGAACGAAUUCCAAGGAGAGCUAAAGAAACAGAGGGAGCAGAUUGAUCAAAUUCAGUUGCUGCAUCACUCCCAGCUGGAAAAUGCUAACAGAAUAUACAGGGGUGAGAAGGAAAUCCUAAUGAACAAUAUCACACAAAAUGAAAGACUGAUCCAGAAUCUCCAAGAACAAUUGAAAGAGUUGCAGAAAGAAUAUGGAAAGCUCCAACUGGAUGUAUAUCGGUUUCAAAAAAACCAAACUAGUCUUCAGAAGAAAUUUACAUAUGACAUGUCUCAGUGUAUUAGUCAAAUGAAGGAACUGAAAGAACAAUGUGAGGAAAGAAUAGAGGAGAUGUUUAAAAAAGGCAAUGAGAUACCACAAGACAAGGAAAAGAAAAACCUUUCUGGCAUGUCUGACAAGAAUGAUCAGGUUAACAUUCAGGUGCCAACAAUUGAAUUAUCAGAGUUCCAGCAGCAUGACUUGACUAAACAAGGAAAUGAACCUCAAAACAAACUCCAAAUUUCUGACAACUCUUUGAAAUUAGAAGCCUUGAAACCAACACCCAUCAUAAAAAAUCCAGCAGAACUAGAUUAUCACAAAGGAACUGAAGAUGUUAUCAAUAAAGAGGAAGAGGAAAUUCCUGUUCAUAAGAGCCAUCCACAAAUAUCCACAGCUAGCACAGAUCAUAAGGAACUGCCUCCAGAACCACGAAUAGAGCAGAAUCCAUUUGAAGAGGUUAGAAAUAUACUUGGAGAAGUUGCAGUAGAAAGGCAGAAUGGAAAAGUAUCAGAACUUGCAGGCCAUCCAGAUGCUAAACGUGCAAAAGCAGAGGAUGAAGAAGUUGAACGAGAACAUCUCCUAAAUGAUGAUCUGCAGCAGGAUGACCAGGAGACCAGCAGGGAUGGUGAAUUUGGAAUCAAAAGAGCAAGCCAGGAAAACAAAGGAGUGGAAUACAAUUUAGAUGUGAAUGAGGCAGAAUCUGAAACAGAUAAACAAGCUGCUCUUGUUGACCAUCAAGACAACUUUAAUGUCAAGAAUCUUGAAGAUCUCAACAUACAAAACCACUUAUUUAAGCUUGGUGAAGAGCAUCAACAGAAGCUGUGAAGUCAAUGUGUUGCUGUUGCAAAAAAUAAACAAAACCAGUCCAUCU